AUGUCUUCUUGUUUAAGUGGAGGUGGAAGAGUUCGAUUAGACCUUGAGAUUAUUAAAUCCCCAUCCUCUUCUUGGAUUUCAAAUUCAUCAUCUUCAACUUUAACUGAAUCAAGCAAUUCCCAUAUUGCCAUCUCAACUCGAAAACCUCGGACACCUCGAAAAAGGCCUAAUCAGACUUAUAAUGAAGCUGCAGCCAUUCUUUCUGCAGCCUAUCCCAAAAUUUUCUCCCCCAAACACCUCACAAAGCCUUACAAAUUCACAAAACCACACAAUAAUUGUAACAAUAGUUUUCCGUAUGAGCCGUCCGACUUGUUUAUGCCUUUUGGUGUAGUUGAAAACUCGGGAUUCUUGUUGCAUCCACCGAAACUUGAAAAACCCAAUUUCCCAAUUGAGCCGAAAGGGAUUGGUGCAUUUGAUAAACCGUGCCAAAGUCCAGGGGAAAUCAAUUCGGGAGGGGGUGGUUCUUUGGAGAUUUGUGAUGACUAUCAAGAAGAUUUCGAUGCAGGAUCGAUACUAGGUGCAGAAAUUGAAGAGGGCAUUGAUAGUAUCAUGGGAAAGUUAAGUACUGGAAACAACUCGGUUGAUGAUUCGAGUGAUUUGAGUACUAGGCAAAUGAGUUCUUGGUGUUAUGGUUAUCCAAUAGGCCUAGGAUUUGGAGGUGCCUUUGGCUUUGGAAUGAGAAGGGAAGUGAGGGCAAUGAAAAAUGUUGAUGAUGGGAAUUGGUGGAGGUUCCCUAGUGUCAAUGUGCAAGACAUCACACCAAGAACCGGUAAAAUCCUUGCCGAGAAGAAGAAAAAGAAGGUCGAAAAGGCGGUUGAACACAAGAAUUCAACAUUAGCUAAGUUGAAGUCAAGUUCCAUUAAACCAAACAAGGUGAAUUCAGCUAGCAAAUCACCUAAAGAGGAGGCUAUACUGCCUAAACCAAAUGCAGGGUUGUCACUAAAAUUGAAUUACGAUGACGUUUUGAAUGCGUGGUCCGAUAAGGUCUCGCCAUUUUCUGGCGAAACUCCUCCGAACUCCGAGGCCGCCAGACCUGAUGUUCAAACAAGAUUGGCACAAAUAGAUUUAUUUGGAGAAGAUGAAGUGAGGGAGGCUGGUGUGUGGCGCUACAAAGAGAAGCGGCGUACGCGCCUUUUCUCUAAGAAGAUAAGAUGUCAAGUAAGAAAAGUAAAUGCUGAUCAACGGCUAAGAAUGAAGGGAGGAUUCGUUAGAAGCCCCGAUUCUUCGGACAGCGAGCAAGAAUUAUGA
This is a messenger RNA of Fraxinus pennsylvanica, 1248 nucleotides long. The record is from the annotation of a GenBank genome assembly. Lineage: Eukaryota; Viridiplantae; Streptophyta; Magnoliopsida; Lamiales; Oleaceae.